This is a messenger RNA of Durusdinium trenchii, 1170 nucleotides long. The record is from the annotation of a GenBank genome assembly. NCBI's taxonomy places the organism in Eukaryota, Dinophyceae, Suessiales, Symbiodiniaceae.
AGCAAGCCGCAAGGGUCCAAAAAUAGACAGACACCACUUAGCACCAUGGCCAAAUCCCUGAUGAUCCCUGCGCUCUUCGGCUGUGCUGGUGCCUUCGUGGCGCCCACUCCGAACCUCCGGGCCUCUGCCCCUCAAGCGGCACACGCAGAUGGGCGCCAGGCACAGAUGGGCGGCGCCACGAUGGCUAUGGCCGGCGUCGUCGGCGCAGCCAUGGCUGGAGGUGCCGUGAAGGCAGUGAAGCGAAGCAAACAAGUUGCUCGAGUGGUGGCCAUGCGAGAGGGAAAUCCUCGAGUGGAGAAGUUGAGGAGCAUGGACAAGACCGUGCAAGUCUCGCCCUCCAUCCUGUCUGCUGACUUUGCCAAGCUGGGAGAGGAAGUCGGUGAUGUGUUGAAGGCUGGUGCUGAUUGGGUGCACGUGGAUGUGAUGGAUGGGCGAUUCGUGCCGAACAUCACCAUUGGUCCUGGUGUGGUCGCAGCCCUCAGGAAGGCUCAUCCAGAUGCAGUCCUCGAUUGCCACUUGAUGAUCGUGGAGCCGGAGCAACGAGUGGAGGACUUUGCCAAGGCAGGCGCUGACAUCAUUUCGGUGCAUUGUGAGAGUGCCUCCACUAUUCAUUUGCAUCGUACCUUGAACCAGAUCAAGGCUAUGGGCUGUAUGGCUGGGGUGGUCCUCAACCCAGGCACUCCAUUGUCCCAGAUCGAGUAUGUGCUCUCAGAGGUGGACUUGGUCCUCAUUAUGUCCGUGAACCCUGGCUUUGGCGGUCAAAGCUUCAUCGAGUCGCAGCUGGACAAGAUUCGGGACUUGAAGAAGAUGUGCGAGGAGAAGGGUGUGAACCCAUGGAUUGAGAUCGAUGGUGGUGCCAGCGGCAAUAAUGCCAAGGAGAUCAAGGCUGCUGGCUGCAAUGCCAUCGUGGCCGGUUCCGCGGUCUUCGGGGCACCCUCCUAUGCCGAAGCGGUGAAGGCCAUUAAGGAAGCCUAAGGAAGACGGAGUAUUUCAGGCGUAUGUGGAUUGAUUUUGUGGCAGUUUUCCCGUCCGAACUUCGGGUUGGUCCCGAGAAGGGCCCCCAAUUGAAAAGUAGCGACCUGCAGAUGCAAACCCUUCGCAACAGUAUUUGCGGUGCGUACUUUGCAGAGCUGAAGGGAACCUACCAACCUUGAGCUCUGAGGAUUCGAA